Messenger RNA from Ostrea edulis (European flat oyster), 3601 nucleotides. RefSeq lists its product as uncharacterized. NCBI's taxonomy places the organism in Eukaryota, Metazoa, Mollusca, Bivalvia, Ostreida, Ostreidae. The record is from RefSeq and is a predicted model, not a curated record. The transcript is spliced from 4 exons. Bases 389 to 3307 code for a protein of 972 amino acids.
UUCAUGGGUAAUGUAUUGCGCACGCAUGCCAUGUUUUUCAAGAGGAGAUAAUAAGAUUGUUGUGUACAAAAAUUGACUAUUCUAAAGAUAAAGAAUGGACUUGAAUCAUAGGAAUUGUGUUCCCGUUAUUGUUUAGGAUACACGCUUCGAUCUGAGAAGGAGUUUUACAACGGAGGUAUAUGAUUAAUGAUGCAAGAUUAAAAGGCAGCAUGAGCAGCAGACGGAAUAAAAUUCUCUUUCGGAAAAUCCUAGAUCUACCACUGAAGACGAAAGUGGUAUUCUUUUGAUUCGAAACGAUGGUACAAUCCAGCUGAAAGGCGACUCCAAAAUUCUUGGAGAGUAUCAUCUAAAACACCGACUCCUGGCAAGAGUAAAGCCUGAUGGUUCCAUGGGCGUUUUCAUGAUUCCGGAACAAGGUCCCAAUAAAGGAAAGAUGUUUGCUGUUUUGCCCAACGGACCGUCCGGAAAGGAGGGCAUUGGUUGGGAGCGUGUUAUGUCAGGUGGAAGUACUUACCUGAGGCCGGUGUUCAGAACUAUGACAGAUAAAAGGACAACACCCACAUCCUCAAAGUCCACCAAACCACAGCAGACGUCAAGUGACCCAAUUGUCAUAGAUCUGUGUGACGACUCUGAUGUUGUCGUGUCUCAAAAUAAUGAUGUUUCAAAAAAUGACAGUUCAAAAGUCAUACAGUCCCCAGCACCAACACCAGUGAUGUUGUUCACGAAAGACAGUGCAGCUAAAUUGAAUUCACGUUCAGUGAUUCUUACUCCAGUCUCACAGGUUGGAAGUAACCAAAAUAUGGGCAGUACUUCAAAAACUGUAACGUCCUCAUCAAGCACUAGCGGAAUAACACGGGGAGAAAAUCCUGCGGCUGUAAGUGUAAUGCUUAAAAAUGGUAAUCCAAACGUGCAAAAUCCCUCAAAGGAUUCCCAAGGUCUUGGAACUGUUCUUCAUAAUGUCAAACAGAGUGAAAACCUGAAACAAACAAUAGUGCAACCAACCAACCCAUCUGUUACAUUAACUACAGCUUUACCAAAUACAAAGAACAUCCAGAACAUGAAAUCAAUUAAUGUUUUGCCAUCGAGGUCAUCGUCUAGUGCAUCUGUACCAGAUAUUGCCUCAAUUGGGAGACAAGCGCCAACAAUACAGAGUAGCAGUGUUUCUUCUAGCACACAACAGCUUACUCGUGUGCAAGCAAUACCUUCUUCUGUGAAAGACCAAUUGCCUUCAGCGAAUACCGAGAAAAAUAUUGGAGUCAUGAUCGUAAAUGGUGGUUUUAAUAAUAUGGCACAGAUCCCAGGAGCGCAAUCUCUUCUACAAGGACAAUAUCGAGGUAUACCGAAUUCAGUUGGAUCUCAAACACCUUCAGCCACACUAAAUCAUGAAAGGUUACCGCCCAAUUCACAAUUUCUGCAACUGCCAAAUGUAGGUGUUCAAUGCAUUCCAUCUUCGUCGUCAGUGUUGACUUCAGCAUUGGCACAAACUCAAAAAAGAAAUGAAAUCUGUCAUACUCAGCCAGUGAUGGCAACAAAAGCUACUACUGUUAGCAAUUGUGUUUCACAGUCAUCCACAAAGACAAAUUUGGAAACCCGUGAAACUCCCAUACAAAUUAAUUCAGUAUUCUCACUUGCUCCCGUUGAUCCUAUCAGGCCUUGGCUCACGAACGGGAAAAACAUGCCACUGUCUGAAGUAGAUUUCUGGGCAGAUGCGAUUAAUCUAAAGAUAGCGGAUAAAAUAUUAAAUGACAAGCGAUUACGAAAAGGCUGUUCUGUUAUCCUCCAGCGUACAACCUCUCACCGACCUCGGAAAAUGCGAGGAUGUCGAUUUAAGGAUUCACAAUGCAAUGUUGCAUGUCGAAAAUUAUUUGUGAAGGGCCUCAUGAAAGAUCUUACACGAAAGAAACAUUUGAAGUUGAAAAGACGAAAGAUUUAUAAUUCGUUAAGUCUACAAAUAAGAAAGAAGGUGAAAGACACUACAAUCAUUGCAAAACCUCAAGAACAACCCAAACCUCAAGUGUCCUCUCAUCUUGUCCCGACACGAUUUAACAUACCACAGGUAACCCAAAGCGUUCCAGCUGCCCAGCCAACUAUACGUCAGAUUAACCCCACACCUUCUCUUGGUCAACCAGUCGAUAAACCACCUAUUCAGUGCCAAAACAAUCGAUUCUUACUGCUACGAAUGAAUGGUCAAAACGUCCUUGUCCCAAGUUCAACUAUCGGUGGUCAGUGUAUCAACUUCAGUCCAGUGGUUUCUACCACAGGGGGUAUGCCAAGGAAUGUAGUACCCAGCUUUGCAACAGCAUUGCAAGUAAAUGCGAUGCCACACACCAGAUCUCUAUUAGGGGCGCGUAUGAAUCUUUCCACAACUAAUUCUCUGACAUUAACUCGUCCAAAUGCACCCACUAUUCCUUCAUGUGUUGCUUCACUGCCUCAACUGAACUCUGUAAGUAAUGUCGUGUCUGGAGUAUCAGUCAACAAUGCUGUUCGUUCAUAUUUGUCUACAACCAGCAAUCUGUCUAGUAGUAACAUUCUGAAUAGCAAUGCACGUCCAUUGUUUCACCCUCAAAAUGCAUCAAUGAGAUUACCUGUUCCGUCUGUCGGCACAGCUCCAGGUCCCUCAGGAAUGAUGAACCAGGUUGCUCCAUAUCCGGUUGUCGUUAGACCAGCAAAUCUGGUUACCCAAUCAGCACCAUAUCCUGUUGUAGUUAGGGCAGUUAAUCCGUCCACAACUACAAGAACACUAGUGCAAAGUCAGUUGACCACCUUCUCGACAAUAAGACCUGUAGUUUCAACGGGGGUAAACACCACUGUUCAGAUUGUGCCCCCCGUGUCUUCUGUGACGUCAGUCCAUUCUUCACGGGCAGCUAUACCGACUACAACAACUACUCAAUCUAAUACGUCGUCAGUUGCAUCAGUUGUCGAUGAACCAGUUUCAAGUGUUGCGAAAUCGAAAGUAAAUAAGGGAACGAAAUAUUACUUCAUUCCCGGUGGAGUGAAAAUAAAAACAGAACCAAGGACAUCUGGUUACGGCGAUGAAGGAAAGAAAAAACACAAAAAGCAUAAACGUCCUCGAUCUCCAUCAGGUGAAGGUUCUGACGAUAGAACAGUUAAAAGACAGGAAGUUGACACGGAAGAAAACGCUUCUACUAAGAAUCUAUUGGACGACAUUCUCAAAGUGAGUAGCGAGACGGAUAUUGAAAAUCUAUCUAAAUCCGAGAUGAGUGCUGAAAGAAUUAAGCAAUUAAGAGAAAAGCUUACUGAAAAUCAACGAAAAUUAGAGGAAUAUCUCCGUCAAGUUGAUCAAUGAGAAAAUGACACUGUCGUUGUUGAGAAAAAAAUCGACUUGUAGUCUCAUUCAUUACGGAAGAAAAGCUUGUACAUGUGUUUGGUGUAUUCAUAGGUGAUAUUUUUCGUCACGAUUUUUUCGCAAGUGUAAACUGAUUUGAACGUUAUCAAUAUGAAUUUAACGUGUACAAGUGUAAACUGAUUUGAACGUUAUCAAUAUGAACGUAACGUGUACAAAUUUUGGUUUCAAUGUUGUUUUUAUCAGCAUCUUGUGUUAGGCAAACUGAGUUUAAUAUUAAAGUCUUUUUACACUUUG